Molecule: messenger RNA, 1650 nt
Organism: Penicillium olsonii
Lineage: Eukaryota; Fungi; Ascomycota; Eurotiomycetes; Eurotiales; Aspergillaceae
Source: the annotation of a GenBank genome assembly
AUGCGUUUUUCUCCAACGCUGUUUCUCUGCGCGCUGUCUGGUACAGCCGCAGCGCUGCACCAUACUUCCUUCAAGCGGGACUUGAAGUUGUCGGCACAAUUGGGAAUUCAUCCUGAUGAGCUGAUACGGUCCAAGACGUCGAUGCAUGCCAUUGCCGACAUUGAGUCAAACUCCAGCAUUAAGGCAGAAUACGUUUCACUCCCAAUUGACCACGAGAACCCUGCGCUUGGCGAGUAUCUGAACCGAUACUGGGCCAGCGAGGAGUUUUACAAGCCAGGUGGACCGGUCUUCGUUUAUGAUGUUGGCGAGGCGAGUGCCGCAGAAGUUGGUCCCAAAAUGUUGGGCAACUCAUCAUCUUUCCUCGGACAGAUGCUUCAGGAAUUCAACGGCAUCGGAAUUGUUUGGGAGCAUCGCUACUAUGGUGAUUCGCUACCAUACAACGUUAGCAACGAGACUCUGCCGGAACAUUUCCAAUACUUGACCAACAAGCAAGCCCUGGCUGAUAUCCCCGUAUUUGCAGCCAACUUCACCCGCAAGAACUUGGAUGUGGCCUUGACCCCAGAUGCCACGCCCUGGGUGAUGGUCGGCGGCUCGUACGCCGGAAUGCGAUCUGCCUUUACGCGCAAUGAGUACCCGGAAACCAUCUUUGCGGCAUUUGCGUCCUCUGCGCCCGUCGAGGCGCGUCUUGAUAUGAGCGUGUAUUUCGACCAGGUGUAUGACGGCAUGGUCGCCAAUGGAUACUUGAACUGCACCCGUGACAUCAAAGCGGCCCUUGAGUACAUCGACGAACAGUUGUCCAACCCCAUCACUGCGGCCACUAUUAAACAGCAAUUCUUUGGAAAAGGUGCAGAAGUCAACAGUAAUGGAGACUUUACUGCCGCGCUGUCCGGCAUUUAUGGCAUAUUCCAAAGUUAUGGCCUCGACGGGGGCAUCCUCGGGCUCGGGGCGUUCUGCGAGCACAUGGAGACCGACCUGGACACCGGGGCCCCGGCGCCCGCGGGCGGGUUGGCGGAGCUUCGAGGCAACAAGUACGCGGCAGAUCGGUACGCCUCAUGGCCGGUUUUUGUCCAGUACACAAACAUGAACUACAACACCAACUGCAACAGGACAGAGAUCAGUAAGCCUCUGAUGUGCAAUUUGGGUCAGGGACCUGUGGAUCCGGAUAGCAUUAGCUGGACCUGGCAGUACUGCACCGAAUGGGGAUAUUUCCAAAGCAACAACUUCGGCCCUCACUCAUUGCUCUCCCGGUAUCAGACGCUGGAAUAUAUCCAAGAGAGCUGUUAUCACGCUUUCCCCGCCGCGGUGGAACAGGGACUGUUCCCUAAGCAGCCGGCCAUUGACGCGAUUAAUGCAGAGACCGGCGGAUGGAAGAUUCGACCUUCGAAUGUGUAUUGGAGUGGAGGACAGUUUGACCCGUGGCGGACACUUUCACCCCUUGCGUCAGGAUCCUCGGAUCCUCACGUGACGCUCACGACUGAAGUCCCUCAGUGCGGCGUGCAGACCAGCGAGAACACACUGUUUGGGUAUGUGAUGCCCAACGCGGAGCAUUGCUUUGAUUUCCGCCCGGGUGAGCCCGGGGAGACAUCUCGGGCAUACUUCCGGAAGGCUUUGACGGAAUGGCUCAAGUGUUUCGAGGCCGAUGCCAGCUGA